Molecule: messenger RNA, 9733 nt
Organism: Loxodonta africana (African savanna elephant)
Lineage: Eukaryota; Metazoa; Chordata; Mammalia; Proboscidea; Elephantidae
Gene: YIPF6
Product: Yip1 domain family member 6
Exons: 7
Coding region: 41-751 (236 amino acids)
Biological process (GO): endoplasmic reticulum to Golgi vesicle-mediated transport
Cellular component (GO): membrane; trans-Golgi network
Source: RefSeq, a predicted model, not a curated record
CAAAGGCCUGUGGGAGCGACCCGGGAGGAAGAGGGUGAAGAUGGCGGAAGCAACGGAGUCUCCAGGAGACCCGGGGACAGCGUCAUCCAGACCCCUGUUUGCAGGCCUUUCAGAUAUAUCCAUCUCACAAGAUAUCCCAGUGGAAGGAGAAAUCACCAUUCCUAUGAGAUCUCGGGUUCAGGACUUUGACAGUUCUACAUUAAAUGAAUCUGUUCAGAAUACCAUCAUGCGUGAUUUAAAAGCUGUUGGGAAAAAAUUCAUGCAUGUUUUGUACCCAAGAAAAAGUAAUACUCUUUUGAGAGAUUGGGAUUUAUGGGGCCCUUUGAUCCUUUGUGUGACACUGGCAUUAAUGCUUCAGAGAGGCUCUGCAGAUAGUGAAAAAGAUGGAGGGCCCCAGUUUGCAGAAGUCUUUGUUAUUGUCUGGUUUGGUGCAGUUACUAUCACCCUCAACUCAAAACUCCUUGGAGGAAACAUAUCUUUCUUUCAGAGCCUCUGUGUCCUGGGUUACUGUAUACUUCCCUUGACGGUGGCAAUGCUGAUUUGUCGGCUCGUACUUUUGGCUGAGCCAGGACCGGUAAACUUCAUGGUCCGGCUUUUCGUGGUGAUUGUGAUGUUUGCCUGGUCCAUAAUAGCCUCUACAGCCUUUCUUGCUGAUAGCCAGCCUCCAAAUCGCAAAGCCCUUGCUGUGUAUCCUGUUUUCUUGUUCUAUUUUGUCAUCAGUUGGAUGAUUCUCACCUUUACUCCUCAGUAAAUCAGGAAAUGGAAAUUAAAGACCAGUGAAUUGAAAGCUCAUUGGAAUGAUGCAAUUCACCAUGGAGCUUUGCCUCUGAGCCUCUUUUGUCAAUUUUGGAGAUUAUUUGGUAACUAGGUAGAUGAAGAGAUUAAAAGGGAGUCAUAUUAGCACCAUCGCCACUUACGUAAGGAGCCGACGUUUGAAAAACUGCCCUUUUCCUCUUAAAUGUUAUUUCUUUAAAAUACAUGCACAAAGUACACAGUACAAUGCCUCCUGAGGCAUGAUGGAGUUACUGUGGUUCAUUUGGGUGACAACCAAUGUCUCGGGAAGCACAUAGAUACAUACUGCAAGUUGAAUAGAGUUAGUAACUGUAUUUCCAGUUUCGAGAAUACCAUUUCAGGUGCAACUUUUAAUCAUACUGCCUUAUGACUAUUUGAAUAUCCCUCUCUUCAUGAACAAGAAUGUAUAGUCUGUGUCCAUUUUGAUUUAUUUCUGUAUCUUAAAAGGCAAUGACAGAGCUUGGGAAGAUAUGCAUACAUAUGGGAGGAGAAAGCAUGUGUUAACAUAGAUUCAGAUGAUGAUCAGAGAAAAUUUUGUACUUGUUGCUUUAAGAAAAGUGAAGGCCAUCUAAAGAAUCAGCCUGUUCUCUCUUUUUGUAUGUUGUUGUUGUUAGGUGCCAUUGACUCAGUUCUGACUCAUAGUGACCCUGUGUACAACAGAGUGAAACACUGCCCAGCCCUGUGCCAUCCUCACAAUCAUUAGUAUGCUUGAGCCCAUUUUUGCAGUCACUGUGUCAAUCCUCGUUGCGGGUCUUCCUCUUUUUUGCUGACCCUCUGUUUUGCUAAGCAUGAUGUCCUUCUCCAGGGACUGAUCCCUCCUGAUUAACAUGUCCAAAGUACGUGAUACAAAGUCUCACCAUCCUUGCUUCUGUGGAGCAUUCUGGCUACACUUCUCUUCUAAAACAGAUGUGUUCCUUCUUCUGCCAGUCCAGGGUAUUUAGUGUAUUCUUCACCAACACCAUAAUUCAAAGGUGUCAAUUCUUCUUCAGUCUUCCUUAUUCAGUGUCCAUCUUUUGCAUGCGCAUAAGGCGAUUGAAAACACCAUGGCUUAGGUGAGGCACACCUUAGUCCUUGAAGUGACGUCUUUGCUUUUUAAUACUUUAAAGAAGUCUUGCAGCAUAUUUGCCCAAUGCAAUGUGUCAUUUGUUUUUUUGACUGCUGCUUCCAUGGGUGUUCAUCCAAGUAAAACGAAAUCCUUAACAACUUCACAAUUUUCUCUAUUUAUCAUGACGUUGCUUCUUGGUCCAGUUGUGAGGAUUUUUGUUUUGUUUAUGUUGGGGUGCAAUCCGUACUGAAGGCUGUGGCCUUUGAUCUUCAUCAGCAAGUGCUUCAAGUCCUCUUCACUUUCAGCAAGGAAGGUUGUGUCAGCUCCAUAAUGUAGGUUCCUAAUGAGUCUUCCUCUAAUCCUGAUGCCCCAUUCUUUAUAUAGGCCACCUUCUCUGAUUAUUUGCUCAGUAUACAGAUUAAAUAAGUAUGUUGAAAGGACACAACCUAGAUGCACACCUUUUCUGACUUGAAACCAUGCAGUAUCCCCUUGUUCUGUUUGAAUGACUGCCUCUUGAUCCAUGUACAGGUUCCACAUUAGCACAAUUAAGUGUUCGGGAAUUCCCAUUCUUCACAAUGUUAUCCAUAAUUUGUUAUGAUCCACACAGUCGAAUGUCUGCAUAGUCGGUAAGACACAGGUAAACAUCUUUUCUGGUAUUCUCUGCUUUCAGCCAAGAUCCACCUGACAUCAGCAAUGAUGUCCCUUGUUCCAUAUCUUCUUCUGAAUCUGCCUUGAAUUUCUGGCGGUUCCCUGUCAAUGUACUGUUGCAACCGCUUUUGAAUGGUCUUCAGCAGAAUUUUGCUUGUGUGAUGGUAAUGAUACUGUUUGAUAAUUUCCACAUUCGGUUGAAUCACCUUUCUUUGGAAUAGGCAUAAAUACGGAUCUUUUCCAGUCGGUUUGCCAGGUAGCUGUCUUCCAAAUUUUUUGGCAUAGAUGAGUGAGUACUUCCCGUGCUACAUCCGUGUGUUGAAACAUCUCAGUUGAUAUUCGGUCAAUUCCUGGAGCCUUGUUUUAUGCCAUUGCCUUCAGUGCAGCUUGGACUUCUUCCUUCAGUACCACUGGUUCUUGAACAUAUGCUACCUUCUGAUAUGGUCAAACUUCAACCAAUUCUUUUUGGUACAGUGAUGUGUAUUCUUUCCAUCUUCUUUUGGUGCUUCCUGUGUUGUUCAACAUUUUGCCCUUAGAAUCCUUCACUAUUGCAACUCAAGGCUUGAAUUUUUUCUUCAGGUUUUUAGCUUGAGAAAUGCUGAGCGUGUUCUUGCCUUUUGGUUUUCUAACUCCAGGUCUUUGCACAUGUCAGUAUAAUACUUUAUUUUGUCUUAACGAGCCACUCUUUGAAAUCUUAUGUUCAGCUCUUUUACUUCAUUUCUUCUGUUUGCUUUAGCUACUUGACAUUCAAGAGCAAGUUCAGUCUCUUCUGAUACCUAUUUUGGUCUUUUCUUUCUUCUCUUUUUCAUGACCUCUUGCUUCGUGUAUGAUGUCCUUGAUGUCAUUCCACAACUCAUCUGGUCUUUGGUUGUUAGUCUUCAGUGAGUCAAAUCUAUUCUUGACAUGGUCUCUAAAUUCAGGUGGGAUAUACUCAAGGUCGUACUUUGGCUCUCGUGUACUUGCUCUAAUUUUCUUCAGGUUCAACUUGCAUAUGAGCAAUUGAUGGUUUGUUCUGCAGCCGGCCCCUGGCCUUGUUCUGACUGAUGAUAUUGAGCAUUUCUAUCGUCUCUUUCUACAGAUGGAAACCCUGGUGGCUUAGUGGUUAAGAGUUUGGCUGCUGACCAAGGUUUGCAGUUCGAAUCCACCAGGCACUUCUUGGAAACUCUAUGAGGAAGUUCUACUCUGUCCUAUAGGGUUGCUAUGAGUUGGAAUCUACUCAACGGCAACAGGUUUGGGUUUUGGUUUGGCUUUCCACAGACGUAGUUGAUUUUGAUUCCUGUGUAUUCCUUUGAGCGAGGUCCAUGUAUAUAGUAGCCAUUUAUGUUGUUGAAAAAAGGUCUUUAUAAUGAAGUCGUUGGUUUUUCAAAAUUCUACCAUGGAUCUCUGGCAUCAUUUCCAUCACCAAGGCCAUAUUUUUCAACUACUAUUCCUUCUUCUUUGUUUCCAACUUUUGCAUUCCAGUCAGUAGUAAUUAUCAAUGCAUCUUGAUUGCAUGUUUGAUCGAUUUCAGACUGCAGAAGUUGGUAAAAGUCUUCAAUUUCUUCAUCUUUGGCCUUAGUGGUUGAUACAUAAAUUUGAAUAAUAGUCGUAUCAACUUGUUAUCCUUGUAGGCGUAUGGAUAUUAUCCUAUCACUGACAGUGUACAUUAGGAUAGAUCUUAAAAUAUUCUUUUUGUAUUGUCACCUUUUUGCCAUGCUUAACAGCACCUUGGUGGCACUCUAGUUUUUUAUCUGGCUUCUUCUGAAUAUGCAAGCUAAGGUAUUAGUAGUCAACAUGUAACUUUCCUUUGACUAAUGCUCUCAAUGGAAUAAUGUUUGAAUUUACACAAGUGGAAGACCUCAUAAAUUUAGAUUGGUAAGUCUCCAGUGCAUAGUAUCAUACAGGAACUUUCUCUUAAGGGUGGAAUGAGACAGUUUGGAUACAGCAUAAUUAUAGGGAACUCUUCUUCAUUAUUCUAUGUAGUCUGGCCUCUAACUAGAAAGUAAAGCUAAAUUAGAAGCCUGCAUUCAACCCUGUGAACAUGGAGGGAUUUAGUGUCCUGAUGGCUGAUUAACAGCACAACUAGAAGCUUAGAGCAUGAUGUAGGUUGAGUUGGGCUUUUCAUAGUGGGCUUAGCAGUUUUUUCAUUAGAUGUGCUUUUUAGGUUGGAGAAUAGUAAUUUAUUUCCUUGACUUUAGACUUCAUUUUUAAAGCUAGUUAACUUUCCUUUACAUAAAUACUUUUUGCACAUGUAUACUGUCCUAUAGGGUCACUAUGAGUCGGAAUCGACUCGACGGCACUGGGUUUUGGGUUUUUACCUACUUAUACACUCAGCCACUUAUAUACACAAGUGUGAAGGCUUUUCAGGGAGCAUAGGAUCUGGGACAGGCUGAUUGUGAGCUAAACAGAGCUCCUUUGAAGUAGUAUGAGCUGCUGCCUUCUAUGAAUUGUACAUCGAAGGACUCUAAUAGACAAAGAUUAGGAGUCAGGCAGUAAGCAUACAUUGUAAAUAUACAGUUACUUAUAAAUACAGGAAUUUCCUAUUUUACAUUUUUCUUUAUCAUAAAAUUAGAAUAUUCAUUUUGUAUUUAAAGACUGCCUACACAUAGAUAUAUAAUUUUAACAACAUAUUUUCUCUAUCCAGAUUGACCAAGUUAGGACAACUGGGUCCUUGGAUUGAUAUUCAACAACAAAGCACUGCAAAGUAGAUCCCCUGUUUUCCAGCCGUGUGCAUAAUUCUUGGUUAUUUGUAUUUAUUGCAUUUUAUCCUUUAAAUUUUAAAACAAACCCUUGUGAGGAUAACGCCAAUGUUUCAGUCUUGAAUUGGUAAAGAAAAUAUUUUAAAACUGGUCCUAACUUUAAAAUUGAUCCUAAAUUAUCCAUUUCCAUUGCCUGGCAUUUUCUAACUUCCCACUAAAAACAUCUCCCUUCCAGAAUUGUUCCAUGAUCUGUCCCAAUGAUUUUAAUAUAAAAUCAAUGAAAUAAUCAGGUAUAGAUUAUUACUUUCUCAAAAUGGGAUUAAGCCUGUACUGAAUUUUACUCAGGCUAUGUAUUUGGUCAGAUGUUCCUAAGGCCGUGACUUUGGGGGUGUGUGUGUGUGUGCAUGUGCGUGUGUGUGUGUGUGUUUUACACAUAUUGACUAUCAAGGCACCCUUUUUAUGUGUAUUGUCGUUCUUGGGUGACUUAGGAAGUAGAUUUUAUUUGAUUUAAAUGGAGGUAGAUACAGGCUUAAUUAUCUUUUCCUGAAAGUGAGUGGUCAAUUUGAGGGCAUUAAUAAAUGUUUUCUUAAUAUAUGCAAAAAAGGGUGUUGCUUUCUGUGACAGAAGUUAAGACCUGAGUGUCUGGAAGUUGUAACUGUCAUCACAGUUUCUCCUAAUUUGCUGCAAAGGCACAUGGCCGAUUUUAGAAACGAGGACUGCCACAGAAAGGAAAACCCUAUUCCAGGAAUUAGGAAGUUUUCUGCUUCAGAUGAAAUUCAGGUUUGUGAGCAGCAUUGCAGAAUGUGGUGCGUCACUGUUACAUGGGUUAUCACUUGCUAUUCCUACUUCUGACACUGAGACUCUGGGGCCAUAUUCUUUAGCAAUAGGAAGGAUGAAGACCAGACUUAAUCGCUGUUCAGAUUAUAAAAACUCAACUGAUGCCAUCAUAUUUUUACAUGGGUUAUCACUUGCUAUUCCUACUUCUGACACUGAGACUCUGGGGCCAUAUUCUUUAGCAAUAGGAAGGAUGAAGACCAGACUUAAUCGCUGUUCAGAUUAUAAAAACUCAACUGAUGCCAUCAUAUUUGAAUGUGCAAUGUAGUCAUAAAAGUCAACCGUUAAUUCUCACACCUUUUGCCUCUUAAGAGUUUUAUUACACGAACUGAAUUUGAUCCUUUCAUUGUGGCAGGGUUUUUUGUUGUUGGGUGAGGUGGGGGCCACAGGGCAUGGGACUGGUAAGCGUUUUACAGUUUAUUGUAAUUUGGAUCUCAGUGUGGUGCAAAUGGGUUGACAUGUUCAACUGCUAACUGAAAGGUUGGAGGUUCAGGUCCAUCCAGAGGUACCUUGGAAGAAAGGCCUGGCAGUCUACUUCCGAAAAAUCAGGUAUUAAAAACUCUGAAGUACAGUUGUAUUCUGACAUACAUGGUGUCACCAUGAGUUGGAAUCGACUUAACAGCAACUGGUUGGUUCUGCGUCUUAUAAACAGCAUCCCCCAAAUGUGAUCGUGCUAGCAAGCCUGUAUUUGAAGACUUAAUUGUGUACUUUAUAUAAUCUAACUGCUUACUGUAUUUGGACUGCUUGUUUAUUCCUAGAGAUGAAAAUGAAAAUCUCCUGUCAGUUCAAGUUCUUGGGUAACAUAAGUCAUAGGAAUUUCUGUAAAGUUUAUCAAGAAUUGAUAAGACGUAGAACACUGAAAAUGUGAUUCUUUAAUUAGACUGUUAGUUUCUGAGACAGCUUAGAUAAGAAAUAAAUGUUUGAAUGUUAAUCCAUGUAUGUAAAUUAGAAACACUUUUCUAGAUUCCAUGGAGUUUUAUUAAAAAUAGAGAAUUUCCAGGGAUUUACUUAGGCCAUAGCAUGGCCAAAUAAUAACAAUAAUAUUACUAAUAAUAAUAGCUAACAUGUAGUGGGCACUUGCUGCGUGCCAGGCACUAUUCUGUUUUUUUUAAGAAUUUUUUUUAUAACAUUUAUUGAGAUAUCCCAUAAGAUCCACCCUUUUAAAGUCUACAAGUCAGUGGUUCCUAGUAUUUUCAGGUAGUUGUACAACCGUCACCACUAAUUUUAGAACAUUUCAUCACUUCACAAAGAUACUCCCUACCCAUUAGCAGUCACUCCCCAUUCUCCCACCAGCCUCUGGCAAACACUUACCUACUUUCCAUCUCUAUGGAUUUGGCCAGGCACUAUUAAGUGCUUUUCAUGCGUCUCCUCUAUUCCUUACAACAUGAGGUGCUACAAUUCUUAUUUUAUAGGUAGGAAAUUGAGGCACAGAAAGGUUAAGUAACUUGCUCAAGGUCACACAGUAAAUUAAUUUAAAAUAGGAAUAACUCACUAGGUGAGAGCGUAAAAACCUGUUGCCCUGGAAUCCAUUCAGACUCAUAGUGACUCUAUAGGACAGAGUAGAGCUAACUGCCCCAUAGGGUUUCCGAGGAGCAGCUGGUGGAUUCAAACUGCCGACCUUUUGAUUAGCAGCCUCAGCAGCUGAGCUCUUCACCAUUAGGCCACCAGGGCUAGUAGGACACAAUUUUGAAUUGCAUUGUUAUGCACAUGAAAUGAAUGCACCCCUCCCCAGGGUAUGUUUACUGAGGUAGUCAUUGCCCUCCUGGACUGAAUGGAGGUAGGUAAAGAGCUUUUGGUCUUUUUGCUGAGUAAUGGAACGCUAUAUUAGCAGCAUCUGAGAAUACAAGAGCAUUUGUGCACUGGAUAGAGUUAGGUUUGCUCCCCUCACCCCUCCGCAAGCCCCUUUACUCUCCCUUGCCCUUCCACCACCACCGCACACAUCUACCCCUCCUCUUUUUCUCAAAAUCUUAAGAAUCAAGUGCCUUCUGCCUCUUUUUAAUUCCCAAAAGAAUGGUUAAUGCACGAGAAUUUCACUUAUAGAUUCAGGUGUUUAUGGUUAAGGGAUGCAUCUGGUCACUUACAGUACCAGUUAAUAUUCCUAAAACCCCAGAGAGCAGUAGUUUAAGAAUGGAAUGCCUUUUUAUUUGGGAUUAACUAGGUGGGAGGAAGAAAUAACAGAGUAACGGCUUCAGCUUAAUGAAGUCAGUGUUCCUGCCUGGUAGGAAGUGACCACACACUGCUCUUACUAACUCUGUUCUCUUUCUUUCGAAGCUUUUGUAUUCUGUACUACCAUUGCUGGUAGUUUCUUGGUCCACUUCAAUGCUCAAUUUAAUCCUGGUUUUUGCUAUAAAUAAUAAACCUGUGAAAAGAAAAAAAUCUGAAAAAUGACUUGUGAAUGUUAAAUGUGCAAAUUAAAAAAAAUAAAAACCACACACACACUAGAAAAGGAGAUUUUGUGUGUCCCUAUCCUCGUGCUGAAAGGUGUAGAUAUUUGCUGCAUACUGUUUUCAGAUAUAGUAUCAGACAAUAUUGAAUUCUGUAUAGGAUUGCACAGGAAGCAUGGUUCUUAUAUUUAGUAUCACAGAAAAUAUCAAAGUAAUCAGUAAUAAUAGGAGGAAGUUUUUGAAAUAUGGGUAGAAUUUGUAUCAUUCCAGAGAAAAGAGCUAUGUACGCAGCUCAUUCUUAGUAAACAUUUGUCAGGUUGGGCAACAUGUAGCUUGCCUGAUCCAGUUUCAUACUUGAGGAUUUUUAGAAAUACAAUUGCUCUGAGUGUCAGCUCUCUAAAAAGUGUGCAGCUGGUAAUCCUAUCAGGAAAUGGGUCCCUGAUAGGAUCAGAAUAUGGAGUCCUUCCCUGCUCUGUCAUAUCCCCUUUUCCUGAAGCUUUCAUUUGGCUCCACACAGAAAUGCUUGUAAAGAUACGCAGCAUGUGGUCUACAGAUGAGGUGAAUAUCAAGAGGAAAAAAUUCUACAGCAUCUUAUCUUCAUUAAUUUAGUAUUUUCAGGGAAGGUGAUUGGGGUGGAGAUCAAAAGGAUCUAAUAUUUAUUCAAUGUUAGCUGUGUGCCAAGCACUGAGCUAGGCAUUCUACAUUUAUAAUCUCUAAUUGUACAACAUGUAUAAAUUUCUGGUUGCAAGUAGCAGAAACUCAAUUAAGCCUAAGCAAAACAAAAACAAACUCAAAACAGUAUUCAUUUAACUGGGAAGCCCAAGGGGGGCUGGAAUAGCUUUAGGCGCAACUGGAUAUAGAUGCUCAAACAAUAUCGCUAAAACUCUGUCUUCACCACCACUGACUGCUCUGACAGGGAUCACAAUAGUGGGCCCUGGAGAGAGCUGGAGAAAAAUGUAGUACAAAAUUCUAACUCAAAAAGAAAGCCCAGACUUGCUGGCCUGACAGAGACUGGAGAAACCCUGAGAGUGUGGCCCCCAGACACCCUUUCAGCUCAGUAACGAAGUCACUCCUGAGGUUCACCCUUCAGCCGAAGAUUGGACAGGUCCGUAAAACAAAACGAGACUAGAAGGGCACACCAGUCCAGGGGCAGGGACUAGGAGGCAAGAGGGAACAGGAAAGCUGGUAAUAGGGAACCCAAGGUUGAAAAGGGAGAGUGUUGACAUGUCGUGGGAUUGUUAACCAAUGUCAUAAAGCAAUGUGUGUACUGACGAUUUAAUGAGAAACUAGUUUGUUCUGUAAACCUUCAUCUAAAGUGCAAUAAAAAAUUUAAAAAAAACAAACAAAAAAAA